AUGCUCACCAAAGCUGCCACCCACAUUAGGCCGCUGUUGCGUCUGCAUCAGACCGCACAUGCCCAACCCGACCUCUUCACCUCCAACCCUUCCCUCCUCCACCACUUCCAGGGCCCCGGCGUCAGCAACACUCUUGUCGCCGCGCAGACAGCACAGGCUGCCUCGGGCUCGUCCGGCGCUGCCGGCGGCGCAGGUCGCUCCGGAUACUCUGGCGCUUCGAACGGUGGCGGGUACACUGGCCAUGCCCGCGCCUUCCUCAGCCUCCCCCAAGGCCCCGCCGCCGAUGCUACAAGUGUCUCGUCGUCGUCGGACGACAAGCAGCAGGACGCUGCCACUGCCCGCCAGCUCGCCCACCUCCAGCUCAAGCAGCGCAUCACCUCGCGCCGCGAUGAGAGUCCUCCCGUGCGCACCGUCAUGCUCCGCGACCAGAUGGCUGCUCGUGCCGGCUCGCGACCAGUCACCCUCAUUGAGAUGGAGCCCGUGGCCGAGGAGCCCAUGAGCCCCAAGCGCAGCACGAUUGCGUACCCGGCCUGGGCUGCUCUGCCCGACAACGCCGCUGCUGGCGGCGCACUGUGGCUUCCCGGUGCCGCACCGCGCCCGAUGGGUGCCCGCGCGUUCUCGACCCGUACGCGCCCCACAGCGCAGCUCGUGUCGUCUGUGCCCACCCCGGACCAGAGCCGCAUCGACCAGCCCAACCGUGUCCUGAUGGACCUGGCUGGUCUGGACAUUGGCCGUCCUGUCUCGCCCAUCGCGCGCGGCGCCGGCCGUGUGCGUCGCAACUCGACCCACUCGCACUCGGCUCCCAGCAGCGACUCGCACUCGGGUGUCCUUCCCGCUCAGAGUGUCGAGCUUGACAACGCCAUCCGGAAUGCCAUUGGCGCCGCAUUCAAUGCUGGCGACAGGGAGAUUGUGCACAAGCUGAUCGAGCACUACCGCUUGCCCCGCACCGCCGAGGCCAAGUUUAACGCCGACCCCAGCCUCGCCAAGUACCCUCUGCCCAACGACUACUCGACCGCGACUUACGACCGCUGCAUCCAGACUCUUAUGUCGCUCCGCAGCCGCGGCGAGUCCAUUGCCCCGAUCUUGGACUGCUACAACGAGAUGCUCGAGCGUGACGUCCUCCCCAGCGUCAAAACCAUCAACAUCGUCAUCGACGCUCUCUGCCGCCGUGACGAGGACGUUUCCCUUGCAUCGCACCGCUGGGCUCGUCACACCGCGUGGCAGGCGUUCAAGCGCGACCAGCUGCACAUUGCUACCGAGGAGACUCCGGCUGACCACGCCGCUUCGGACGCCAUCGAGGCCUACCAGAGCGAGCACAACUUUUCUUCGGCACUCAGACUCCUCAUUGCCAGCCCGCGCAAGCUGGAGACCAUGGACGAGUCCCUGCUCACCGCUGCGCGCGCAUCAAUGGGCCUCCCAUUCGCCCCCACCAUGGAGUCCGCAGUGACUGUGCUCCAAAACGCUGUGGGUCGCAGCUCGCGCCUCAGCAUCUUCGCCGACACCUUUGACAUUCUGUCCUACGGAACGCCCAAACAGCUGUCAACGGUCAGCACUUAUUGGAAGCUGUUCGAGACCAAGCUCAAGGCCGCCGCCUCAUUGAACAAGGACCUCACCCGCGACAGUGCAGAGAUCCAAGAGACCUACCUCGCUGCCAUCCGCGCGUUUGUUGCUGUUGGCGAGACAAAGUUUGCCAAGGAGCUCGCCCAGUCGGCCAACGACCGCCACGACAAGGGCAAGUACCUCGGCGCUCUGAUCAAUGGCUCGUGCAAGCACGGCGACCUUGAUCUUGCCUGGGAAUCGUUCAACGCAGGCCGCACCGCUUGUAUCCCGACUGAGGACCUGUACGAGCUUACCGAGGCACUGGCCAAGGCUGGUCGCGCCGAGGACACUGUUACCGUCAUGCGCCACCUCAUGGACGACAUUGCCACCGACCGUCCCGGACAGAAGAUUGAACGUGCCCGCAUCCUUAGGGCCUAUGGCUAUCUCCUUGGCUACGCCAUCAAUUCCGAGGACCCCGCUGUUCGCGACGCUGCCCUCACGGGCGCCACGGACAUCCACACCGUCUCCUUCCCCCGCUGUGACACCGCGGUGGUGCUCAAGCACAUUGAGCUUUUGAUUGCUGCCGGUCGGUUCACCGAUAUCCCUCACGUCCUCAUUCGCUACGCCCGUCGCGAGACCAACGACGUGGCCGACAUUUGCGACAUGAUCGGUGUCACUGCUUGCUCGCCUGCCCCGAUCAGCGUUGUCCUUGACACAGUUCGCGCCGCUGCCCGUCUUGACGUGCAAAUUUCGUCCAAAGUCAUGAAGCCUGUUACCCCUCACAUCAUCGACAAGUACAGCGCCACCCGCACCACUACCGCUGUCCAGGACCUUGGGCUCACGCAUGACCAGUGGUUCCGUCUUCUCGAUACGUUCAACGCUCUGCCACGCGAGUACAUCGAGGCCAACACCGCCACUGUCGAGGGCUUCUUCACGGACCUCGCGGUCGUCCAGCAGGGUCGCAUCCCCCUCCCUGCUUCGUUUGUCAACUCGCCUGCGGCCUCUAAGCUCGCCAACACUCUCACCGGCCUCGUUGGCAACGAGCGCUCCGCCGAGCUCCUCACUGCUGCCUUUGGCGCCAACGCUGCAGUCCUUCUCCCCACCCCUGCAGCUUCGGCUGGUUCGUCGGCGCCGUCGUUUACUCUUCCGCCCACCCCCAUGUCGGCCGACGCUCCUCCUUCAACCCUCCAGCCGGCAUCUGCCCACACCCUGCACUUCUCGGGCGGACUUAACGCGAUGAUUGAGCGCAUGUCUUACGGCCAGCCCGGCACCGGCAACAUCGUGACUCCCACCGCCGCCUACACCGCCGUCCGCCAGGGCCUUGCCAACAACGAGGUCCCGUCGCCCGAGAACAUUGGUCGUCUGAUCGUUACCAUUGCGCGUACCGGAGACGAGCCCAAGGUCAACGAGCUCUACUCGCUCGCCCAGGUCGUCCUUGCGUCGUGCGUCCCCAAGGAGCGUGCUCAGGCCCGCGGUUGGUGUGCCGUCGAGGACGCCAUGAUCACCGCUCGCUGCUACCUUGGGCACCUCGAGCAGGCCGGCAUGCACCGUGCACGUAUCAUCGAGGCCGGUAUGGCUCCCACCGCCGACGCAUACGCUACCAUGAUUGCCUCUUCGCGCGACUCGACCGACGACGCCCUCGUUGCCCGCGAGCUCUUUGACGAGAGCCAGGCCCUCGGCGUCGUCCCUCACCUCUACCUCUACAACACCAUCAUCUCCAAGCUCUCCAAGGCUCGCAAGGCCGAGGUCGCUCUCGAGCUCUUCAACCACAUGAAGGCUGCCGGUAUCCGUCCCUCGUCUGUCACCUACGGCGCUGUCAUCAAUGCUUGCUGCCGUGUCGGCGACGCCGAGAGCGCGGCUGUCCUCUUUGAGGAGAUGUCGUCGCAGCCCAACUUCAAGCCCCGUGUCCCUCCUUUCAACACCAUGAUGCAGUUCCACCUCCAGACCCGCCCGUCGCGCGACCGUGUCCUCUACUACUACGAGGCCAUGCGCAACGCCGGUGUCCGUCCCUCGGCCCACACGUACAAGCUCCUCCUCGACGCCUACGGCACUCUCCCCACUGUCGACCUGGCUGCCAUGGAGCGCGUCUUUGGUGACCUGUGCGCCGACCGCCACGUUGCCGUCCAGGGUACUCACUGGGCUUCCCUCAUCACUGCCUACGGUCUCCACUCUGGCGACGUCGAGCGCGCGCUUGAGGUCUUUGAGGGCAUCGCCAAGCACCCUUCCACCAAGCCCGGCUCGGCUCCCGAGCCCGUGGUCUGGGAGGCGAUCCUCAACGUCCUUGGCCAGCGCGGUACCCUCGAGCAGCUCGACGCUUUCCGCACCCGCAUGACUGCCCAGGGUGCCCGCUCGACUGCCUACGUCUGCAACGUUCUCAUUGCCGGUUACGCCCGCCACAGCCAGUUCCACCGUGCCCGCGAGGUGUUUGAGAGCAUGGCCGACUCGCUCACCGGCGUCGCAGCUCCCAACAACCACCCUGCCCUCCUCACCUCGUCGGGCCACGCCAAGCCUUCGGCCGUGACCGUCGAGCCUACGAACGUCGUCUACCGUGAGCCCUCGACAUACGAGGCCAUGGUCCGCGCCGAGCUCAAGGCCGAGGACCGUACCGCCGCCGAGGACGUCCUCCGCCGCAUGCAGGACCGCCGCUACCCAGUCGCCGUGUGGAUGAAGGCUCGCGCCAUCCUCGACGAGGUUGUCCUCUAA
Messenger RNA from Apiotrichum porosum, 4242 nucleotides. RefSeq lists its product as uncharacterized. Bases 1 to 4242 code for a protein of 1413 amino acids. The record is from RefSeq and is a predicted model, not a curated record. The transcript is spliced from 2 exons. NCBI's taxonomy places the organism in Eukaryota, Fungi, Basidiomycota, Tremellomycetes, Trichosporonales, Trichosporonaceae. Gene Ontology annotation, molecular function: protein binding.